Molecule: messenger RNA, 3348 nt
Organism: Epithele typhae
Lineage: Eukaryota; Fungi; Basidiomycota; Agaricomycetes; Polyporales; Epitheliaceae
Exons: 12
Coding region: 1-3348 (1115 amino acids)
Source: RefSeq, a predicted model, not a curated record
AUGCCAUUCCCCGACAUCCCUUCGCCGCAAUACCCUGCGUCUGCAUCAUUUCCAUGUGCCCAACCACCUGCAGGCUCCCCAUCCCUCGCAUCAAAUACGGAAUACAACCCCACGUCCCAGCGGCCGUUCGUUGACUCUGACACCAACAAUUUCGGAGUCUUCCGACGAUACUAUGGCCGGUCCACGCUCCCCCUCGAGACCCCAGAAGAUCACCAAAUUCUCGAGGAUCUGUGCGAUGGGCCUGGGCUCCGUCCUGCUCGCGCCGGCAAUCCCCUGCAAGAGCCCACGCUCCAAUGGAUCGGCAAACCCCAGCAAGAGUGGUACGCUCCUUUCGCUAACCCAACUCAAGCAAAUGUUACCCACUGGCGACAAUCCCUCACCGGCUCUGGCACCAUCUCUCAUCCUAGCUUCGACAAGCUCCUCGAUAUCAUGCACGAUUCCGUCGUCCAUGGAUGGGACCCUUUGGAAGAUGGCUUCAGCUCUCGCAAGUCUGAGAAGCUUCUCGACGAGCCUCUCACGUCCGCCAAUGUCUUCUCCGAAGGCGAUUGGCUGAAAGAUCCUUUCCCGCUCUCUCUCCCGAAGACUGGCUGCAAAAAGGCGGAGGAGGAGAAGAUUCGCAAUCUGCCCCGGAACCCAGCGGACAAGGCCGACAUGGAGUACGGCAUCAUCCCAAUGAUCCUGUGGUCAGAUGCGACACAUCUCGCCAAUUUCAGUGACGCUAAGAUGUGGCCGGUGUACCUCUAUUUCGCGCAUCUGUGCAAGUACACCCGUGGUCGACCUACUGAAUUCACGGCCCACCAUAUCGCAUACAUUCCAUCGCUCCCAGACACUAUUCAAGAAGCGUAUGCAAACAUCUUCGGGAAGCCGCCCACAGAGGAGAUCAUGCGCUUUCUCAAACGAGAUCUGUUUCAGCAGAUCUGGCUCCGUCUGAUGAACACUGAUUUUAUGGAGGCGUACGAGAAGGGGGUCGUCUAUCAGUGCACAGACGGCGUGACUCAGCGGAUGUUCCCGCGUUUGUUUGCGUAUGCCGCUGAUUACCCAGAGAAGAUUCUUGCAACUGCGCUGAAGCCUUUGUCAACGCACCCCUGCCCGACUUGUCUGACAACGAUGGAUCAAUGCUCAGAGGCUGGCUCGCAUGAGGACAUGAAGCGCCGUUCAGAGCUGGCUCGCACUGACGGGCCGGAACUCCACGACGUCAUCACGGCCGCACGAAAACUCCUCUUCAAGGGCUACUCGAUUGUCAGUGACCGUGUUCGAGACUUGCUGAAGCAGUUUUCACUCAACCCAAUCCGAAGCGCAUUUUCUACAAGGCUAGCGCCCCAUGGGGUGAACUCAUAUGAUCUCUUCGCCCCGGAUAUCAUGCAUGAAUUCGAGUUGGGAGUGUGGAAAGGAACCUUUCACCAUGUCAUGCGUAUGCUUGAUUGCCUCGGCAACCCGAUUGUGGAAGAAUUCAACACUCGUAUGCCAACGUUCGGGAAUUAUCGCAUCCGAAAGGUGAUGGGUAACAUAGCCUCUCGGAAAGGGCUAGCUGCGCGCGAUUAUGAAGCUUUCCUUAUCAUGAUGAUGCCUGCAAUGGAAGGCCUUCUCCCACUCAAACAUAAUGAGGUCGUCCAAGAUCUCCUCUUCGAGCUCGCAAAUUUUCAUGCGCUCGGCAAGCUCCAGAGUAUCCGACGCUUCGACGCACUUGCUGCAGCGUCAUACCAGACUGUUGAGCAAGAGCAUGAAGCGCAAACUCGUGUUCGCCGCGCUCAGGCCAAGGAGUCUACCACCACCAAGCGGAAGGCGAAGUCCAAACUUGUCGAGAAGAUCCAUCGCAAGGCUAAAAAGUACACAGUCAUGCAAACGUACAAGUACCACGCUCUUGGACAUUGGGUUCCCUAUAUCCGGCUACGAGGGCCGAUGGAUGUUUAUUCUACGCAAAUUGGGGAAUGUGAGCACAAGCACGUCAAGUUGCUGUUCAGACGGACCAAUCGACGCGGCCACGUCUAUCAGAUCGCGCGCCUCUUCCGUAACGGCACCCGCAUUCGCCAGAUCAACGAACGCAACCCAGCAAAUCAACUGCUACCCAGACAGAGCUCCACGCAGACCCCAACUCAGCCCCCCUCAACGUCUAAUUUGGAUGUCCCGUCGCCUCCGCAAGGCCCACUGUGCGACCCGCAUGAACGCUACGACAUUGCGAAGUCCUCAAGUGACGCGAUCAAGAUUCUGCCGUGGAUACGUUCGCAUUUUGAUGAUCCCGCGGUCAAGGACUUCUAUGUCCGUCUUCGGGAAUAUGUACUAUCGCAAAUCCUCGGUGAACGAGAACAUUGUGCCCAUAACCCCCUCUGGCCUUGGGCGUUCACCCUGGAAGAACACGAAGGGCUGGAGAUCACUGAUCAGCGCAUGUUCUCCCACAAGACCGCUCGCUUCAACUACACGAACUACGCCCUUCGUCGUGAGCAGGACCACAUCAACAUCCGAACGCAUGCCGAUGUCAUCAUGCUUGCCCCUGAAGACUCGUCUCAUCCGUAUUUGUACGCUCGCGUCAUCGGGGUCUUCCAUCUCCAUGCGCGCUACAAUGGCCCUGGAGCGAUGUUGCAAAGCUCAACCCUACGACGCUUCGAUCUCCUUUGGCAUCGUCUCAAGUUUGUCGACCAUGAAGCACACCCAGACCACGCUUUCGGCUUCCAGAAUCUCAACGAUGUUGUCCGUGCGGCGUAUAUCGUGCCCGCCUUCGAUCAUGGCCUGUGUGAUGACGACCUACCCCCGACAUCCCUCGCUCGUGCUGGGUCCAAGGCGCCCUUCUACACAUACUACUACGUCAUGAUGUUUGCGGACCGUGACAUGUACAUGCGCCAUCUGGGUGGAGGAGUUGGCCAUCAAGGCGAAGGAAUCCAUGUGGAGGACUCACAGGAUAACGCGGCGCGAGAUCCACGAAUCCGGCCAUUGCAGUGGGAGCCUACCAGUGGUGCCCGGCUCGUAGGCGACGACAUUGAGCACCCAGAUACAGACGUUGUCUAUGAGGUCAAUUUCUCCUCCGCUGCCACCACCUCUAGCCCCGACAGUGAUUCUGAACAUCCUCCUCAUGCACCACCCGACAACACCCAAGCUCAAGCCUCUCAGCAGGAGAACGUGCCCGAGGCCGGAGAUGCCGCCCCACUUCAAGCGGAGGUUGACGACCUCGAGGAGCGCGAGAAUGUACAUUCCGGAGAGGUUGAGGUUGAAGAUGAAGACGCAUGCUGGGUGAACGACGGCAAAGAUAUUGAUGAGGUCGAGAUCCUUCAGGAUCUCGAUGGCUGUGGUGACGAAGAAGACCAUGACGCUGAGCCGGAGGACGAGUACGAUAUAACGGGCCAUGCUCGCUGGUGA